GAGGGGGCGGCACAUUGUCAAGCGAUAGUCGGGUGUUACAUGUGGCUGUUGAGCCUACGGGAAGAAGAAAAAAAAAAGAAAUAUAUUCCCCGUCACCUUUUCUCAUGUUAGACCGUUUGGAGCACGGGGUGGACUCGGCUCCACAGCACACCCGCGGAUAGGUCGUGUUCGCCCGGAGCCAGCAGCAGCAGCGGCAGCACGGCGGCGUGGCUCGGCGCCAAGGAGACGCGGAACUAGCCCAACAUUUUUUCAAAGAGGCCAAAAGAGAUUUACCGGCGGCUGGAGCGUUAGUACCGGGGCGAGACGGCAGGAGUUUGAAAGCGGGCGAAGAAGAGGACUCGUCGGGCCGGAAGGAAGGACAAGAUGCCGCUGGCUCAGCUGGCCGAUCCCUGGCAGAAGAUGCCGCUGGGGGGGACGCCAGGAGAGGAUGCUCAUAACGACCUCGAAGACUCCGUGGGCGAGGACGACGCCAUGCUGCCCUGCGCUGAUGACGUGCCCAUCAAGGAGAUCACCAUCACUCACCUCGUGAAGGAGGGAUGCGAGAAGGCCGACCCUCGCCAGUUCGAGCUGCGCAAAGUCCUGGGACAAGGCUCCUUUGGCAAGGUGUUCCUGGUGAGGAAGAUCACGGGUCCCGAUGCCGGACAGCUGUACGCCAUGAAAGUCCUGAAGAAAGCUACACUGAAAGUGCGUGACAGGGUCAGAACAAAGAUGGAGAGAGACAUCCUGGUGGAGGUCAACCAUCCCUUCAUCGUCAAACUGCACUACGCGUUUCAGACAGAGGGCAAGCUCUACUUGAUCCUGGACUUCCUGAGAGGGGGAGACCUCUUCACCCGGCUUUCUAAAGAGGUGAUGUUCACGGAGGAGGACGUGAAGUUCUACCUGGCAGAACUUGCCCUGGCUCUUGAUCACCUUCACGGCCUGGGCAUCAUUUACAGAGACCUGAAGCCUGAGAACAUCCUGCUGGAUGAGGAUGGACACAUCAAGUUGACAGACUUUGGCCUCAGCAAGGAGUCCGUCGACCACGAGAACAAGGCGUACUCCUUCUGUGGGACGGUGGAGUACAUGGCGCCGGAGGUGGUCAACCGGCGAGGACACACACACAGUGCGGACUGGUGGUCGUACGGCGUCCUGAUGUUUGAGAUGCUGACGGGAACGCUGCCGUUUCAAGGGAAAGACCGUAAAGACACCAUGACCAUGAUCCUCAAGGCCAAGCUGGGAAUGCCACAGUUUUUAAGCUCGGAAGCCCAGAGUCUCCUCAGGAACCUUUUCAAACGCAACCCCUCCAACAGAUUAGGAGCGGGCCCAGAUAGCGUGGAGGAGAUCAAGAGGCACCACUUCUUCAGCACCGUCGACUGGAAUAAACUCUUCCGCAGAGAGAUCUCGCCGCCCUUCAAGCCCGCCGCGGCACGGCCCGACGACACCUUCUACUUCGACCCGGAGUUCACGGCGAAAACGCCCCGAGACUCUCCUGGAGUCCCGCCCAGCGCCAACGCCCAUCAGCUGUUCAGAGGAUUCAGCUUUGUGGCGAUAACCGAAGAGGAGACGACACAACCCAUGUCCAACACAAUUGUUCAGCAGCUCCACAGAAGCACGUCGCAGUUUUCCGACACCUACGACGUCAAAGAGGACAUCGGCGUGGGCUCGUACUCCAUCUGCAAGCGCUGCGUCCACAAGGGCACCGGCAUGGACUACGCCGUCAAGAUCAUCAACAAGGCCAAGCGAGACCCCACGGAGGAGGUGGAGAUCCUGCUGCGAUACGGCCAACAUCCCAAUAUCAUCACGCUGAAAGACGUCUUCGACGACGGCCGCUCCGUCUUCCUGGUGACAGAGUUAAUGAAGGGCGGCGAGCUGCUAGACAAAAUCCUGCGCCAGAAGUUCUUCUCGGAGCGAGAAGCCAGCGCCGUUCUCUUCACCAUCACCAAGACGUUGGAGUACCUACACGUGCAAGGGGUGGUGCACCGAGACCUGAAACCCAGCAACAUCCUCUACAUGGACGAGAGCGGGAACGCCGAGUCCAUCAGGAUCUGUGACUUUGGCUUCGCCAAGCAGUUGAGGGCUGAGAACGGCCUGCUCAUGACGCCGUGUUACACCGCCAACUUUGUCGCUCCGGAGGUUCUUAAGAAGCAAGGUUACGAUGCGGCCUGCGACAUCUGGAGUCUCGGCGUUCUUCUCUACACAAUGCUAACAGGCUUCACUCCAUUCGCCAACGGCCCGGAGGACACGCCCGAGGCGAUUUUGGCUCGGAUUGGUAGCGGGAAGUUCUCGCUCACUGGAGGAUACUGGAACUCUGUGUCUACUGAAGCCAAGGACCUGGUGUCCAAGAUGCUACACGUGGACCCGCACCAGCGGCUCACGGCGGGCCAGGUCCUCCGCCACCCAUGGGUGACGCACCGAGACCAGCUGCCCAAAUACACCUUGAACAGACAGGACGCCCCGCACCUCGUCAAGGGAGCGAUGGCCGCCACGUACUCGGCCCUCAACAGGAACGUCCCGCCGGUUCUGGAGCCGGUGGGCUGCUCCACUCUGGCCCAGCGUCGAGGAGUGAAGAAGCUCACCUCCACCGCUCUGUGACCACAACCACCUUCAACCACCCCCGCCCCCACCUUCUCGCCACCCCGCAUCCCCCCGUCCUCACGUAACGUCAACUCUGACCUCAGUCCAGUCCAGCUGGACAGACUACUGAUGGAACCGCUAACGCCAAAAAGAAGCACAUCGGGACCCCCGCACCUUAACGGACUCUGUCUGGCCUCGGCCGCAGUUUUGCUUCGGACAAUCAGGACAGGAAGUGCGUGUAUAUAAAAUGAUGAUGGUAGGAACACAAUAAUCCAACAUUAGCAUUUAAAGACGUAGGAUGGUGUUUGCUUUUAUCGUCGUCAUGGUUACAAGAAAGGAAAGUCAUCUCAACUCUUCAUAUAUAUAUAUAUAUAUUUUUAUGUCUUUCUUUUUCUCCUUUGCCGUUUUUGGCCAGGCGCCAUCUUUUAAGCAAUCACAUGACAGGAAGUGGACUUAUUUGAUUGGCAGGUGUGCUGCGGUCGGAGGGCGGAGCUGACCAAAUGAAGCCCAACGCUAACACGACGCCGUGAUGUCACACAUAUGCAAAAACGAGUUAUUGACACAACCAUUUUUAGCUCCCUCGGCGCCUUUUCCGCCGGAGAGUUCCGCCCGGAUAGGGAUCGAGGCCAAAUAAUCCUGAGGCCGUGUGAUUUAUGCAAGAACAAAUAGCGUAGACUUUGAAGCACUCCAGAUGUCAUCAAACAAGACUUUGUGACGUUACCUGGAAUCGAGCUUUCCUUCCUCUCUGACGUCGCUACUUCUACAAAUAACAAAAACAUCUCAGGUUUUAUUUGCCCAGCAACGACGAGCACAAGCCCGUGAUCCGCACCCGUUUUCUCAGCGCCGCUUCAUGGACUUGGGACCACUCGGUGUCAUCAGUGAUGUUUAACAGUGCAAUUCUUCAGCUGCCCUCCCAGCCAGUAGGGGGCAGGGUUACGAGGCAAGCGCUUCCAGGUGCUCGGGUCCCGCCUCGGUUUCCCGUUCGGCUUCAACCAACCACUUUUUAUCAUGAACGUGUACGACAGGAUGGGUAAUCUGUCUCCGCACAGCUCUGGGAACAAGGAAUGUAAAAAAAAAAAAAAAAAAAAGAGAGAAAAAAAAAGCUCAUUAUUUCUGUAAUUAGAAGCGUCUUCUGUCAUCUUCCUCUUCCUCGUUGAUCUGACCUAUUAGAGGUGUUCAGCACUGCUGCUACACCACCUUUUUCUGUUCUGUUUUUUUUUUUUACCUGCAGGGAGACUUUCUAUGAAAAAAUAAAAAUAUUAAUAAGCUGA
Nerophis lumbriciformis (worm pipefish) is the source of this 3824-nucleotide messenger RNA. RefSeq names its product ribosomal protein S6 kinase, polypeptide 3b (gene rps6ka3b). Gene Ontology annotation, molecular function: protein serine/threonine kinase activity; ATP binding; magnesium ion binding. Gene Ontology annotation, biological process: protein phosphorylation; intracellular signal transduction. The record is from RefSeq and is a predicted model, not a curated record. NCBI's taxonomy places the organism in Eukaryota, Metazoa, Chordata, Actinopteri, Syngnathiformes, Syngnathidae.